This is a messenger RNA of Elaeis guineensis (African oil palm), 5427 nucleotides long. Lineage: Eukaryota; Viridiplantae; Streptophyta; Magnoliopsida; Arecales; Arecaceae. The record is from RefSeq and is a predicted model, not a curated record.
UGUACUUGAAGAGGCCUCCGGCGACGGAGGAGACGAAAAAAGUCCAAGGAGCUUAAACCGUAAACCCUUUUCCAUGGCUCAUCUCCUACCUCUCUCCCUCUCCUUCCCCUGCGGGCCCUCUCUCUCCCCCUCCUCUUCCAUUCCUCCCUAUCCUCCUCUUCGCCCUCUCCAUUUUUCUCGGGUCAGGAGAAGGCGCUUCGUUUCCUUCGCCUCCGCUACGAUUGCUUCUCCUAAACCCCUCAUCGCUUCUUUAAAGGAGAAGUUGGGCAGCUUGAAGGGCACCAAGUGGAGCGACCUCUGGAGCCUGAACAACUGGGUCGUUCGGGAUUACUACCGGCUUGUGAAUAUUGUUAAUGCUCUUGAGCCCCAUAUUCAGAGGCUUUCUGACGAACAGCUGAGGGGAAAGACUGUGGAAUUUCGUCUUCGCUUGAGUCAAGGGGAAACGCUUUCUGAUAUACAGGCAGAGGCAUUUGCCGUAGUUAGAGAAGCUGCCAGAAGGAAACUUGGGAUGCGGCAUUUCGAUGUUCAGAUCAUUGGCGGAGCUGUGCUCCAUGAUGGGUGCAUAGCAGAGAUGAAGACUGGUGAAGGAAAAACGCUUGUUUCGACGCUGGCUGCAUAUCUCAAUGCACUCACUGGAAAUGGAGUUCAUGUGGUGACUGUUAAUGAUUACUUGGCUCAGCGUGAUGCCGAGUGGAUGGGCCGCAUUCAUCGUUUUCUUGGCCUUUCUGUGGGUCUCAUACAGGGGGGCAUGGCAGCCAAUGAACGCAGAUCCAACUAUAACUGUGACAUAACAUACACCAAUAACUCGGAACUUGGUUUUGACUACCUCCGGGACAAUCUAUCUGGAAACAGAGAGAGACUUGUUAUGAGAUGGCCAAAGCCAUUUCAUUUUGCAAUUGUUGAUGAAGUCGACUCAGUCCUUAUUGAUGAGGGAAGGAACCCUUUGUUGAUUAGCGGUGAGGAUAGUAGAGAUGCUGCACGAUAUCCAGUUGCUGCCAAAGUAGCUGAACUGCUUGGACGAGGCAUUCAUUACAACGUGGAACUUAAGGAUAAUUCUGUGAAUUUGACUGAGGAAGGAGUUGCUUUUGCUGAGAUGGUUCUUGAAACAGAUGAUUUAUGGGAUGAAAAUGAUCCUUGGGCAAGAUUUCUAAUAAAUGCCUUGAAGGCCAAAGAGUUUUACCGUCGUGAUGUCCAAUACAUUGUUAGGAAUGGAAAGGCAUUCAUAAUUAAUGAGCUUACAGGAAGAGUUGAAGAGAAAAGGAGAUGGUCUGAAGGUAUUCAUCAAGCAGUAGAAGCUAAAGAAGGCCUAAAAAUCCAGGCUGAUUCAGUUGUUGUUGCCCAAAUAACAUAUCAAUCACUUUUUAAGCUCUAUCCAAAGCUUUCAGGGAUGACAGGAACUGCAAAAACCGAAGAGAAGGAAUUCCUGAAAAUGUUUCAGAUGCCAGUUAUUGAAGUACCUACGAAUUUACCAAAUAUCCGGUGUGACUUACCUAUUCAAGCUUUUGCUACUGCACGUGGGAAGUGGGAGUAUGUUCGAGCAGAAAUUGAAUCAAUGUUUCAAUUGGGUCGCCCUGUUUUAGUUGGAACCACAAGUGUUGAGAAUUCUGAGUAUUUAUCUGAUCUACUGAAAGACCGAAAUAUUCCCCAUAAUGUCCUCAAUGCAAGGCCCAAGUAUGCUGCAAGAGAGGCUGAGAUUGUUGCCCAAGCAGGUCGAAAAUAUGCAAUUACAAUUUCUACCAAUAUGGCUGGCAGAGGCACUGAUAUAAUACUAGGUGGUAACCCAAAGAUGCUUGCAAAAGAAGUUAUAGAAGAUAGCUUGCUCCCAUUUAUGACACAUGAAGCUCCUAAUGUUGAAACUGAUGGAGAGCCAAUUUCUCAGAAGGGUUUGUCAAAGAUAAAGGUGGGACCAUCCUCAUUAGCAUUGCUUGCAAAGGCUGCACUUACGGCUAAAUAUGUAUGCAAAAGUGAGGGAAAUGAUUGGUCGUACAGAAAGGCAAAGUCUGUUAUAUCGGAGUCCAUACAGAUGAGUCAAACAGUUGAAAUGGAAGAACUACAGAAGCAGUUGGCUGAGGAAUCUGGGAUGUAUCCCCUUAACCCUGCAAUUGCGGUUGCUUAUCUCAUGGUCUUGAAAGAUUGUGAAGUGCAUUGUUCGAAUGAAGGGGCUGAAGUGAAAAGGUUGGGUGGGCUUCAUGUGAUUGGGACAUCCUUACAUGAGUCCAGGCGAAUAGAUAAUCAGCUUCGUGGGAGAGCAGGUCGACAAGGUGAUCCUGGAUCUACAAGGUUUAUGGUAAGCUUACAGGAUGAGAUGUUUCAGAAAUUCAAUUUUGAUACCGAGUGGGCAGUGAAACUCAUAUCAAAGAUAACAAAUAAUGAAGACAUACCAAUUGAAGGCCAUACCAUUGUGAAACAGCUUUUGGCACUUCAAAUAAAUGCGGAGAAGUACUUUUUUGGAAUAAGGAAGAGUCUUGUUGAGUUUGAUGAAGUCCUAGAGGUCCAAAGAAAGCAUGUCUACAACCUUAGGCAACUGAUUUUAACAGGCGACUCUGAAAGCUGCCGUGAACAAAUCUUUCAGUACAUGCAAGCGGUGGUAGAUGAAAUUGUUUUCGGAAAUGUUGAUCCACUUGAGCAUCCAAGCAACUGGAGACUUGGAAAGCUCUUGGAUGAGUUUGUCGGAAUUGGUGGAAAGAUAUUGGCUGAAUCGUUUGCAGAGAUUAAGGAGCAGGAUAUAUUAUCAUCAGUUGAGCAGAUACAUGGAUUAGACUCUAUAGAGGUUCUUACUUUUUCUCUUCCCAACUUGCCAAUACCUCCAAGUACAUUCAGGGGAAUUUGCAAGAAAAAUUCUUCUUUGAAACGUUGGCUGGCUAUCUGUACUGAUGAUACAGCAAAGAAAGGAAGGUAUGAAGGAACUUCCAACCUUCUUCGCAAGUAUCUUGGGGACUUCUUAAUUGCUUCCUAUUUAGAAGUUGUACAAGAUUCUGGUUAUGAUGAUACAUACAUUCAAGAAAUUGAGAGAGAAGUAAUUGUGAAGACACUAGAUUGUUUCUGGAGGGACCAUUUGGUUAAUAUGAACAGGCUCAGUUCAGCGGUCAAUGUUCGGAGCUUCGGUCAUAGAGACCCUCUGGAAGAAUACAAAAUAGAUGGGUGUCGCUUUUUCAUCUCAAUGCUCAGUGCAACGCGAAGAUUGACGGUGGAAUCAUUACUUCAUUAUUGGUCAUCCCCUAUGGACUCUGAAGAAUUAUAUGCACCAUAAUAAUUAAACACAUAGGUAUAAAAUAUCAUUUCUCUCUGUCAUAUUUGUAUUCUUCAGCGCCAGGACUUCAGAAUUCGGUUUUCACCCCCUUGGGUAGAAUUUGGGUCAUAGUGUUUCCAGCGGUUUCACUCUGAGUUUUAAGAGUUUUAGUCCAAAAUAUCUGAAUAAAAUAGGUAAUAAAAAAGAAAAAUUAAGAGAGAUGAAAGAGGUCGAGGUAAGUUAACUACAUCAUCUUAUUGUAUUUUGAAUUAUUUAUGAUCGUGAUUUGUGUAGUUUGGGUAGCUUUAGACUAAAACUAAACUGUAUUGAAGCUAACUACAUUUAUGGGAAUGUGUCAAUCUGUUGUGAAUUGCUGCCAACCAUCACCUUAUUAAGCAUGGACAUUACUGGGGUAAAAUGAGUUGCUCGUAUCAUGAGGUGGGUCAUUCAAAUAAACAAAGGUCGUGGCAUCAUCAUCAUCAUUGUUUCAAUAUGGUGGAAUUUUAGUGUGUGUGUGUGUGUGAGAGAGAGAGAGAGGAGGGGCAAUUAAUCUAGGUGAUGGUAGUUUUGGUCAAUUCCUCCAAAUUGUUGGCAGUGCGUGCUUGCUGGAGAUGGGUGUUCGGUGACUUGUUAGGGAGGGGUGAAUGUCCAUCGUAUCUUUCAUCAGCAAGUAGAAGUCUCGGUCUAUUUCCGAUCGUUUCAGGCCUAAACCCAUCUGUUUUGGUAAAACUUCCAUUCUUAUGCUGCCUUAUUUCGUUUAUUAUUAUUAUUUUUUGGUAACUGCUAUUUGUUUAGCGCUUGAAAUUUAGUUUGUCUUUGGAAAAAUUUAGACUCUCGAGUUUCCCGUGACUACUACGGUUGGUUCUUUGAUGUUUUAUUUUAGAGGCAGCACAUGAUCGUGUACGAGCACUAGGCAUGUGUGAUUGAUAUGGCCUUUUCUAGUGGAAGAAAUUGUGUCCCCCUGCAAGUAUUCGACAUGUCUAUGAGUGAUGCAAGUGGAAGGGGUAUUUGAUGGAUGGUUGUGAUCUGCAUGAUUGUUUCAGAUGGAUGAUGAUGGAUGACGGCAAACCAUCAACCAACAAAAUGUGCGGGAUCUGUACUCAUGUAGAGACUUGUGCCUCUCAGAUUUUUCUGCCUGCAGGCCUUAAAACUAGACGUUAGAGGAAAGAUGGCAAGGAUUGUAUGGUGUGGUCCUUUGAAGGGAAGAUCGUAUUCUAUGUUACACUUGUCUCAUAGGAGGUCCGUAUCGGCGUGUUAAAUGGUGAAGAAAGAUGCUCGGCCAUCGUCUCGCCUCGGCUGUACACGGAGAGGACUCUGCUUUCGUCAAAGCAUCGAGGGCUCGUCUGGUUAAAGGACCCGCGUGGACGGCUGCUUUUCAUUGACUUUUUGGCCAUUCUUAUCCGAGGGGUCCCGCUGCUGGUUGAAUUCGCGAACCCGUUCUGAUGGCAUCGCUCACCUGAACUGAAAAUGCUUUGUAGGUGUGAGAGUUACGUUCAGGCCUUUUAGACAAGUUUCUCUGAGAUGACCGUGAGCGGGUCGGGUCAAAUUGAGAAAAUGGGCCUUUUAAACAGAUGCAUGCUGUAGCGCUCUAGCUACGGUGAUCGUGAGUUGGGUCCGGUCUAGAUGGUUCUUUUUAGUCAUGAUGAUUAUAAAUAGGUUGGUUUGGCCUAGAUGGAGCAUGAGGGUAGGAGUUGUAGCAGCGCUCCUUGGCCAUGACGAUUGUAAGUGGAUUUGGUCGGGACGGUUUUGCUCUAGAUUUGGCAUGAGGAGCGUGAUUUAUGGUCUUUUGGACGAGUACCUGCCAUAGUAUCGUUGAGUCAUAAGGAUUGUAAGUGGGUAGCAUCGGGUUUGGUCUACAUUUAGGAGUCAUGACCUUUGUCUUGGGAUGAAUGCGUGCCAAAGUAAUCUUCUAGUCUGAUUAUUGUAAGAGGGCAGGUCGGGAAAAAAAAAAAAAGGGUAAUUAUAAAGGCAUGAAUUGGAGGGAGGAAACCUCAGCCUUGGCUCAUGGUGAAUCAACCCAUGAAUCCUGAACGGCAAGCGCCCCCUCCGCCCCCCAAAAAAAAGAAGAAAAGAAAAGGAAAAGGAAAAUGUUGGACAAGCCCCAGUUCCGGGGAGAUACCUUGGCUCAGGCUUAACGUGAGUGGACCUGUGGAUUCAACUCAAAAGGUCCAAAAAAAAAAAAAAAAAAANAAAAAAAA